AUGCUUGAACAAAAACGGGUAGUCAUUUCUCCAGUUAUUAACCUUUGUCAUAACUUUCAGAUUCCAGUCGAGGCUAUAAUGGCUCGGUUUUGUGACUGGGUCAUUGAGAACUUUGACGUUGAACAUCGAAGAGUGCAUAUGUUUGGGAAAGGCAAUGGAGCAUAUGUGGCUCUUCGCACAGUCAUGGAAUACAAGGAGGUGAUAAUUAGUGUGAACGCGAUAUUAGGUCGGUCAGGAACACCCUUUCGUCCUUUGAAUCGUCCUCAAGACAAAGUGAGGAACUUCAGUGGGGUGCAUUCUUUAGUCUUUGUUCCAAGUCUCUUACGAAAGCAGGACUGGUACUAUAAGUUUAUGAUGAAUAUGGCACGCAUUAAACCGGCCUUGAGAAAUGUCCACUUUGCGGAUGUUGGAGAUCACCAGGUUUAUUAUGCUAUUAAUCCCUAUGAAUUUUGGAACCACAUGAAGUAUUUUGCCAACAUAACAUCAAAAUGGUGA
Molecule: messenger RNA, 495 nt
Organism: Trypanosoma rangeli
Lineage: Eukaryota; Euglenozoa; Kinetoplastea; Trypanosomatida; Trypanosomatidae
Exons: 1
Coding region: 1-495 (164 amino acids)
Source: RefSeq, a predicted model, not a curated record